Molecule: messenger RNA, 933 nt
Organism: Tetrapisispora phaffii CBS 4417
Lineage: Eukaryota; Fungi; Ascomycota; Saccharomycetes; Saccharomycetales; Saccharomycetaceae
Exons: 1
Coding region: 1-933 (310 amino acids)
Biological process (GO): signal transduction
Cellular component (GO): cytoplasm; nucleotide-activated protein kinase complex; nucleus
Molecular function (GO): protein kinase binding
Source: RefSeq, a predicted model, not a curated record
AUGACUGAGAGUGUGUUUACGUUUGAGUGGCCUAGUGGCCCAAAAUCUGUUUCUAUUGUGGGUCAGUUUAAUAGUUGGGGUGAGCCAAUAGCUUUACAAUUGAAGAGUAAUGAGCGUGAUGUUGAAGAGUUUCAAUUAGAGUUACCAGUGUCAAUUGAGAAUGGAAGUGAUAAGUUACACUUCAAGUUCAUAGUUGAUGAUAACUGGGUCGUCAGUGACGAAUAUAAGAAGGAUACAGAUGCAAAUGGGAACGAAAACAAUUACAUUGAGAAAUCCGACCUGAAUGUUAAACAACCAAAGAGCAGAAGAGUUAAGAUUAAGAAGAAGCUAAGAAGAAAUAAGAAGACAGGUGAAGUCUUUUUGGUUAGCGAGGAAUUUAUCCCAUUAGAUGAUGAAGGAAAUGAGCUAGAGCCAACAAAGAUUACUGUUUAUGAAGCAAAAGCGACCCCAGAGAAACCUGAAAUUACCCCAGAAAGUGAAAGUAAUGGUGAGGAAAAUGUACAGGAAAAUACCUUCGAAUCAGGCGAGGUACCAGUUGGAGAGCCAGUUGGAGAGCCGGUCGAACAUCCAGUCGAAGAGCAAAUAGAAGUACCGGUCAAAGAGAACAGUAGCAAUCCCGUUGCUGAACAUACCGAAUCAUCAAUUUCUAAUUCAGGCGACAGUUCGAGUAACAGUGAAGCGCUCGAGUCGUCCAGCAUUGACGAUAGUGAUGAAAAUGAUGAAAACUUAGAGGUUACUCUUCCAAAGGAAAUCAAUCAAGAAAUGGCUGCUGUUGUAAACACUACAAAAGCUCAAGAGAUCCCAAAAACCGUCAAAAAACUAUCGAAAAAGAAGACUGUUGUAAAGCCAAAACCUUUAGCAAAGAAGACUGAUAACGAAACAAAAACAAAGAAAACUGUAAUGGGUAAGCUUAAAAAAUUUUUAUCCAAAUAA